This is a messenger RNA of Pseudomassariella vexata, 744 nucleotides long. RefSeq lists its product as uncharacterized. Lineage: Eukaryota; Fungi; Ascomycota; Sordariomycetes; Amphisphaeriales; Pseudomassariaceae. The record is from RefSeq and is a predicted model, not a curated record. Bases 1 to 744 code for a protein of 247 amino acids. The transcript has a single exon.
AUGGCUGAUAUUGCAUCCACGUCCCAAGAAUGGGAGGGGACAGGACCAGCGGAUUCUAUUCCAAGAAAGGAAAUGUCCAAGACUUCAACCACGACGACGAAUUUUAGUGGUACUGCAUCUAUUGACCAUGCAGCCACGGGAAUCAAUUACCACCACUUGGAAGCCAUACUCCGCGGGUCUGUGGGCACCAAGUCAGUUUUGAAAUGGAUUUUGGCAACUGGCGAGGAGGAGAAGUCAGAGAAAGCACGAAGAGAGAUCGAAGAAAACAAAGCUAAACCAGACACGACCGUGGCCGUGAUCAUAGGGGGACUCCGGUUUUGCGUCCAGAUUUUCCUUGCAAUAGGCAUAUUCUUCAUGAAUGCUCUUAUCUGGUACGUUUGGCGCGACUCUGACAGCAACGAGCCUGGUACUGUUUUGCACAUUAUGUUGUUGGUGUUGCCUGCCAUGACAUGCGCCUGGUUCCUACUUCUUCGGAUGAGGUUCGAAUUCAAAAAGAGAAACUGGUGGAGGAUCGUUUCCCGCGUCUUCGAAUUCAUCAUUAUGGGUGCAUGGUACUGCUUUGGGGGUAUGGCUAUGUUGCAGUUGGCCCAUUCUAAAACGAAGAUGGGUAUGGACCAAUACCAGUCUGUUCGGAUCCUCGGCAUGGCCACCCUUGUCUGCGCGGGUGUGACUACCAUCAUAGCUUUGUUGCGAAUAUUUCAAGCGACGAAGGACAAGUUUGAAGAGUGGUUGGAAAGAAGAUAG